Molecule: messenger RNA, 882 nt
Organism: Stegodyphus dumicola
Lineage: Eukaryota; Metazoa; Arthropoda; Arachnida; Araneae; Eresidae
Product: stress-associated endoplasmic reticulum protein 2
Biological process (GO): endoplasmic reticulum unfolded protein response
Cellular component (GO): endoplasmic reticulum
Source: RefSeq, a predicted model, not a curated record
UGAUUUCGGUCAGUUACAAAAACACGUCACGCGAUUGAAGAGCUCUUGACUACGUGGUGCUGUGGAGUGUUGUGAGUUGGACGAUAUUGUGAAGUUUGUUAUUAAUAUUUAAAAUCAAAAAUGGUUAACACUCAACGAAUGCGUAUUGCUAACGAAAAAGCAAGCAAAAAUGUCACCCAGAGAGGAAAUGUACCGAAAACAACGAAAGCACAAGAUGAAAAGUAUGCCGUUGGACCCUGGCUUUUAGGCUUAUUUAUCUUUGUUGUUUGUGGCUCUGCGGUAUUUCAACUGAUACAAAGUAUAAGGUUUGGAUAACAAACUCCAGUGGAGAACCAGCAGUAAAUUCCAUGAAGAAUGGACCAGGAAUCUUUAUACAAAUGUUUACAUAUAUCUCUCCAAACACAGCACUUUAAAUAAAUUUUUUUUUGUAAAAGAAAAAUUUCUUGAAUUUUAUUUCAUUCCAUUCCAUUGCAUUUAAAAGGUGUUGUUAUGUGUUAUGGCUGUAAAAGAGUGUAAAGAUAUUGCAUGAUCCUGUGUAUGUUAAAAGCGUUUUGUAUUUUGAUGUUAAUUCUUCUGUGUGCCAAUACUUAGAAGAAAAUAUGUUAUGCUGAAAAUAAAUCAAAUCUAAUAACUUGCCUUAUGUACAGUGAAUAUAACUCUUUAAUCUGAUUCUUUCCUUAAAAAUGUAAUAGAGAGAAAUUUUAAAAUCAUUUCCGUAAUAUGUCUGCGAGCUUUAAAAUAAAAUAUUAAUAAAUUUGUAUUUAUGUUAUAGCAUGACGUGUUCUUGAAAAAAAAAAAUAGCUUUUAAUAAGAUUUUUCAUUAAAUUUCUCACUCUACAAAGUACAAUGUUUCUUUGUGAAUAAAAGAUUUUUUUAUUCUGA